AUCUGAAUAUGUAAAUUUUGGACUGUUGAUGCUUCAAACAUAUAGUCAAAAGAAAGAAAAAAAAAAAGUGAAGCUGCAAAACAUUGCCUCAAUUGCCACGAAGUUGAAGAAGUGUAAGAGUAGGCACAAUCCAAAAUGGAUUACAGAAUAAAUGUCCAGCAAAGACAAAAAGAGUAAGCCUUCUUCAUAUAUAGCUGUUCACAUUCAACAAUUCUCUCCUUCUGGGCGUUACAUAAGUUUCUUCUCUUUUUCUUCAGGUGCUUAAGCUGUUGAAAGGAAAUGACUCACACUGGUGAAGCUUCUGAGGGCCAUAAAGCUGAAGGCAUUGAUACGACGAUUGAGAUAAAAGUAAAAACUAUGAGUUCUGAAACCCACAAUUUGCGUAUUAGCAAUCAGAGGAGAGUAUGGAACUUGAAAGAACACGUAUAUCUUUUGAUUGGGAUGCCAAUGGAACAACAGCGUCUAAUCUAUUGUGGAAAAGUCUUACAGGAUGAUGACCUCCUUUCUUCAUACAAUAUUCAACAUGGUGAUACUUUGCAUCUGAUUUGCACUGUCCAGAGCAUGUCAUCCUUUGCUGCUACUGAUGAGAUUUCUCCAGAUACUCAACAGGAAAUCCCCAACUCUAUAGAAAGUUUAUCACGAUAUCUCAGCAUAAUGAGACGAGAAUAUAGUAUGAACGGAACAGAAAACAAUACGAAUGAGGUACUCGGAAGUGCAUCCAAUACUUUCACUCCUUCACAAGGAAUUCCAGAAGUAGAACAAUUAGCAAGACUGCUGUCGUCCACUAGGGAUAUGCUUAUUAGCCAAACUGCACAGCGCUUUCUCGAAUUGGAAAGGGAUCUGCGCCAAAAUCUGAACGUGGGUGAUCCGAGGGUGCGCCAGGGAACCCAGUUAAAUGCACAGACAACAAUCGGAACAAUGUUCAACAAUCUAGGUGCAUAUUUUCUUGAACUUGGCCGCGCAGUGAUGGGAGUCCAAAUGGGUGACAAUGCGAGUCAUGCCGUAGUUAACGCUGGCCCUGCAGUCUAUAUAACCGACUCGGGUCCACUGUCCAUCCAGGAAGAACUUUAUUCUGUGCUGCUCUCAACAAUACACAGGCUGAUCAACUCUGGUUUAGUAAGUGAUAAUGAUACAAGGCUGCACCAGAGGCAAGUCGGUACACAAAUGAUAGGAGGUGCAACUGUGAAUAAUGUCGUUGACAACGCAGGGAUAUUAGGUGUAUCUUCUGGACCAUCAAUUAUAGAAGCAAGAAGUGCUUAUGAAUCAGCUGGUGAACCUGCUAAUGAAGAUGUUGGGACCUCUCAUCGACAAACAGCUGAUUUUGCUGAAAGCCCAUCGCAUGCAAAACGACAAAGGAUGGAGUGAUGCCUUUGUUGUGGGAGCCUAUUUUGUUGUAGUACAUCAUGUGUUUGGGGUAUGAUCAGCUGACGACAACAUGUUCCCAAUUACUAAUAGAUAGUUAAAUCAGUCUUCUCUGUGGAACUUUGUAGUUAUUUUCUUGUCUGUUUUGUGACGAUUUUUCACUGAAUUGAUCUUCCCUUAAAAACCUUUGACAAAGGAUUUUAAGCUUUCUGCUCA
This is a messenger RNA of Nicotiana tabacum (common tobacco), 1578 nucleotides long. RefSeq names its product ubiquitin-like domain-containing protein CIP73. Lineage: Eukaryota; Viridiplantae; Streptophyta; Magnoliopsida; Solanales; Solanaceae. The record is from RefSeq and is a predicted model, not a curated record. Gene Ontology annotation, molecular function: polyubiquitin modification-dependent protein binding; misfolded protein binding. Gene Ontology annotation, biological process: ERAD pathway. Gene Ontology annotation, cellular component: BAT3 complex.